Messenger RNA from Striga asiatica, 2443 nucleotides. The record is from the annotation of a GenBank genome assembly. Lineage: Eukaryota; Viridiplantae; Streptophyta; Magnoliopsida; Lamiales; Orobanchaceae.
CUUGAGCAAGAAAAGUUUGGGAAGAUUGUUUGGGACAUUACUUAAAUGACCGAAAUCUCCCUAUCUUUACCUAUGUGUUCACUUCCGAUUGGCUAGAGUUUCACCGACCGGUUAAGCCCUAAUUCGCUGAAACUGAAGACGGGGUUUAAGAAAUCUAUUUCAUGGCGCCACUCCCUUAAACCCUUUCCUCUCCAUUUCUAUUCAAUGCCGUACAUAAUUUCGCCGCUAAAUCCGAUAAACUAAUUUGUAUCUUUGAAAUGACGGCUUCGCGGCUCUCGUCGCUGGCGGCGGCGGCGGCGAUAGCGGUGUCUUAUUCUGCCGCUAGCAACCGCGCCUACGCAGACUCGCCCUUCCGAUUUUCUCCGUUUUCUUCUUCUGCGCCAUCUUCUUCGUCUCCCUCUGAGACUGCGCCUGCAGAAAUUUCUGGAUCGGGUACCCAACCAGCUGUUGAAGACUCGAAACGUGGGUUUGACCCUGAAUCGCUUGAAAGGGGCGCCAAGGCGCUUAGACAAAUUAAUAACUCUCAGCAUGCAAAACAGGUUUUCGAGGUAAUGAGAAAGCAGGAACAGACUAGGUUAGCGGAGUUGGAUGCUGAGAAGGCGAAUUUUGAGGCUAUUCAAGCUCAUGCUGAUAUUGGCUUGCGUUUGCAGGACAAGCAGCGAAAGUGGGCAGAAGAUCAGAGGAAUCUAUAUCAGCAGCAGGCUCAAGCUAAAGCACAAAUGUUGAGAUAUGAAGAUGAAUUGGCUCGCAAAAGAAUGCAGACAGACCAUGAAGCCCAGCGGCGUCAUAAUGCUGAAUUGGUCCAAAUGCAAGAAGAGUCAUCCAUAAGGAAAGAACAGGCUAGACGAGCAACUGAAGAACAGAUACAAGCCCAGCAACGUCAAACAGAGAAAGAGAGAGCUGAGAUAGAAAGGGAAACAAUAAGGGUGAAAGCUAUGGCUGAAGCUGUAGCACGGGCUCAUGAAGCAAAAUUGACUGAGGACCAGAACAAGAGGAUGCUUUUAGAGCGAAUAAAUGGUGAAAAAGACAAGUGGCUUGCUGCAAUAAAUACUACAUUUAGUCAUAUUGAAGGGGGAUUUCGAAUUUUAUUGACCGACAGGAGUAAGUUGGUGAUGACCGUUGGUGGAGCUACUGCAUUAGCUGCUGGGGUUUAUACCACUAGGGAAGGGGCAAGAGUAAUGUGGGGAUACGUAAAUAGGAUUCUUGGCCAGCCAUCUCUGAUUCGAGAAUCAUCUAUGGCGAAAUUCCCAUGGUCUGGGGUUGGUUCUCGAGCUGCAAAUAAGCUGCUAAGUUAUAGCACUGCAGCUGGGGCUUCUGCAUCCACACAGAGUAAGUCAGCACUGGGUGACAUUGUCUUGCAUCCUUCACUGCAGAAGCGAAUAGAACACCUUGCUCGAGCCACAUCAAACACCAAAAUCCAUCAGGCACCUUUCCGGAACAUGCUUUUCUACGGGCCUCCUGGUACAGGGAAAACUAUGGUAGCAAGAGAGAUUGCUAGAAAGUCGGGCUUGGACUAUGCCCUGAUGACAGGAGGAGAUGUUGCGCCUUUGGGGCCCCAGGCAGUUACCAAGAUACAUGAGAUAUUUGACUGGGCCAAGAAGUCAAAGAGAGGUCUGCUGCUGUUUAUCGAUGAGGCUGAUGCUUUUCUGUGCGAACGGAAUAGCACGAACAUGAGCGAAGCCCAAAGAAGCGCGUUGAAUGCAUUGCUCUUCCGCACGGGUGACCAAUCGAGAGACGUUGUCCUCGUCCUCGCCACUAACCGUCCCGCUGACCUCGACAGUGCCAUCACUGACCGCAUCGAUGAGGUCAUCGAGUUCCCACUCCCCAAGGAAGACGAGCGCUUCAAGCUUCUCAAGCUCUACCUCUCAAAGUACCUCCAAGGCGAAUCGGGCCAUGCAAACGGGCCAGGCAAAUUGGGCCUGGGACUUCUUUUUAAGAAGAAGGCCCAAAAGAUAACCAUAAAGGACCUGGCAGAUGAUGUCAUACGUGAGGCUGCCAGGAGGACUGAGGGGUUCUCUGGCAGGGAGAUUGCGAAGCUGAUGGCUAGCGUGCAGGCGGCAGUUUAUGGGCGGGCGGAUUGUGUGUUGGACUCGAGCUUGUUUAAGGAGAUUGUGGACUACAAAGUGGCCGAGCAUCACCAGAGGAUUAAACUCGCGCAGGGCCAAGCUUAGAGUUUGGUCGAGUGACUUUUGGUUGUUUUAGGAAACUGUUUCAGUCUGUCAGAGAUUUUUAUUUUUUUUUCGGUCGUAUUAAGCAUUUUUUUUUUCUUUAGUCGUUAUUGAGCAAGUUGGGAUAUAUUGAAUAUUAAAUCGGUAUGGAAAAAAGAUUAUAAUAAUAAUAAAUUUUUGUAAAGCUCCGCCUGAAUUUUGAUUUUGAGCUGAACAUGGGCGGAGAAAUCAUGACCGGGACCGUUUGUUAUCAAUCUACUGGUUAUUUUGAUUUG